GCUACCGGUACAGACUCUUAUGUGAAGCUGUACUGUACCAUGCAUUCAUGUAAAAAAUAAAUGCUGCAUUGGCUUCCUCACCUGUCCCACUUCCACAGCAACGAUUCCAACCAUUUUUAGACCACGAAGUCAACAACUGCAUCGUUAUCCAACCCAAAACUCCAUAAACCUAACUACUGAUUGACCCAUCGACAAUGGCGAAGUACACUUUUCCUCUCCUGCUGAGCCUCCUGGUGAGGCUGUCUGUGGUCUCCGCUGCAUGUACAUCCAGUGGCGGUGGUGUUAUCAAUCCUGAUGACAGCAUUGACUGCAUUGGGCCUGGCAGUGGCUGCCAAGGUGCCACUAUUUCAGGGUGUACUGUGGUUCGCUGCGUUGGAUCCACUGCCUGUCAGAAUUCUAUCAUUUCCAAUGUUGAAAGUGUUAUUUGCAGGGACGGUGCUACUGCUUGUGGAAAUGCCAAGAUAUCAAACGUUAGUGGGGAGGUCACCUGUGGACCUGUAGGUAAUGUCAACUGUUUUCGAUUGGAACUAACCAAUGCACCAAAAAUCAGCUGUCUUGGCUCGGGCCAAUGCUUUGACAUGAGAGCAAACAAUGUGCAAGUCCUGGAUUGCCUAGGACAAAACAGCUGCAAGCGUGCAACGAUACAUAAUGCAGGAGUGCUGAACUGUGUCGGAACCACAUCCUGCCACCAAUCAACUGUGAAUAAUGCAGCAGUGAUGAAUUGUGCUGGACAAACAGCCUGCCACUCAACCUUCGGAUCCUUAGCACCAGAAAUCAAUUGCAGUGCCCAACAUGCUUGCCAUUAUUUCGCUCUACCACAAGCUUCCUGCUUGAACUGCCAAUCCUCUGAUUCAUGUUCGUUUGUCGCCAUUGAUGGGCCCUUUCAGGUUUCUAUUGCCGCUGGAAGUCAUGGGACCUGCCCAAAAACCAGUACAGUACAAGGUGACCCUCACUUCCAAACUUGGAAUGGGAAGUGGUAUGACUACAUGGGAGCCUGCGAUCUCAUCCUACUUGAUGCCCCCCAGUUUGAGGAUGGAUUCCCUCUGUUGGUCGUCAUUCGAACAACCACUAGAUACGAUUACAGCUAUGUGGAAAGCGCCGCCAUUAAGAUUGGAGAUGACAUCUUGGAGGUUGCCAGUUUUGGAGAACACUUUUUGAAUGGAGUGGAUGGAGUUGACAUGGUCCAUGAGGACAUGUUCUUGGGUCCCUUUCCGGUUCACUACAAGCAAGUUGAUAUCCGGACACAUACCUUUGAUAUUUCCUUGGGCGGUGGUGAGAAAAUUACCCUCAAGAGCUACAAGGAUCUUGUCUCAGUCAAGCUGGACAAGGCUGAUGCCCAGAGGUUCUUGGGGAGCCAAGGAAUGCUAGGAGAUUUUAAGACUGGACAGACCAUGUCCCGGGAUGGCAUCUCCAUUGUUACGGACCCUGACCUUCUUGCGACCGAGUGGCAAGUCCAUCCUGAGGAUGAUGGGAUGGUGUUUCAGACUGCCCGAGCCCCUCAGUAUCCUCAGUCCUGUCAACUCCCACGGCAAUCCAAGACCACCAAAAGAAGACGUCUUGGUGAAUUGAUCGUCUCUGAAGACGACGCAAGAAAUGCCUGUGCUGGUGCCAACAACAUGGAUGGCUGUGUGCAUGAUGUGAUGGCUACAGGAGAUUUGGAACUUGCCUCUGUGGUAUGGUAGAGCAUGGUCCACAAGUGAAGCAAGCAAUGGGCAGUUUGAAAUUUGUGUGAUCGAAUGGCUGGUUUCUGGUCUUGCCUGCCAGGUCUGGCGACAACAAUGUCAAC
This is a messenger RNA of Seminavis robusta, 1786 nucleotides long. Lineage: Eukaryota; Bacillariophyta; Bacillariophyceae; Naviculales; Naviculaceae. The record is from the annotation of a GenBank genome assembly.